Molecule: messenger RNA, 590 nt
Organism: Bolinopsis microptera
Lineage: Eukaryota; Metazoa; Ctenophora; Tentaculata; Lobata; Bolinopsidae
Product: thialysine N-epsilon-acetyltransferase-like
Exons: 4
Coding region: 71-505 (144 amino acids)
Molecular function (GO): N-acetyltransferase activity
Source: RefSeq, a predicted model, not a curated record
GUCCCAUUUAUGUUCAGGGUGGGAAGUACAGCUGGCGUCCAGAGAAGACUCUCAUGACAUCUUCAACCUAAUGAAUAGGUUUGGAGACGAAUUGGGGUACUCAGUGUCAGUAACAGAGAAAGAAUUCACCGAAGCUGGCUGGCCAAGUGACCUUAAAAACAAGUCUUCCUUCGAGGUCUACAAGGUUUCCAGCAACAAGAAUGGUACAGGUAUUUUGGCGUACGGUUUGACAUGCCGAACAUUUGGCUGGAGUGGUCUGGUCCUGAGACUUGAAGAUUUGUACGUAGUGCCAGAAUACAGAGGACAAGGUGUUGGCAGGGCUGUACUGAUGCACUUAGCAAAGUUGAGCGUUGGAGCGGGGAUAUCUCGACUAGAACUGAACUCAGCUACCGGAGCAAAAAAAUUCUACCUCGAGCUGGGUGGAAGACAUCAGUCAGACUUGACUAUAAUGCAGUUCAGUAGGGAUUCCAUCGCGAGUCUUGCCGGGAUCACCAACGGCAACUAAUCUUCUACUAAUUCUUCAGACUAAUUGAUAUUUGUUAUGGGCUGGAUAUUUAAUCUAUCGAUUCCAAAGUUUAGGGUCGCCGAUU